CUUUUCUCUAUGGUUUCUUUCUGUCAAAAUUUUGCCGACAGCCACAUGUCACGUUGAAUUAUUCUAAUUUACUUUCUUUCCCUGAAUUCGCCAUUAAAUUAAACCUCAAAGAUGAAACCUCUAAUGCUUCAAGGGCACGAGCGUGCCAUCACGCAAAUUAAAUACAACAGGGAGGGAGAUUUACUAUUCUCUGCAGCGAAAGAUUCCAAACCUAACGUGUGGUGGUCCCUAAAUGGUGAGCGUCUGGGUACUUUCAAUGGCCACGGAGGAGUAGUGUGGUGUCUCGACGUGGACUGGCAAACUAUCAACCUAAUUACUGGUGGAGGCGAUAGUUCUUGCAGAUUGUGGGAUUUGGAAACUGGUAAAAACAUAGCCACGGUAAAGACGAAUUCCUCAGUAAGAACAUGCAAUUUUAGCUUUAGUGCAUAUCAAGCUGCAUACACCACAGAUAAGGCUAUGGGACAUCCUUGUGAGGUCUCCAUUAUCGAUACAAGAACGAUUGAUGAAUCAAUUUCGACACAGUCUCCCAUAUUAAAAUGGGAAAUCACCGAUUCCAAAGUUACUUCUAUGGUUUGGGGCACUCUAGAUGAAACCAUCAUCACAGGACAUGAAGCAGGAGAUCUGAUCCAAUGGGACCUAAGAACUGGCAAGAAAGUGCAUUCUGUCAAAGAACACACUCACCAGAUUAAUGACAUGCAACUGUCUCGAGAUGGAACCAUGUUCAUUACUGCAUCAAAGGAUCAAACUGCCAAGCUAUUUGACACCAGUUCAUUGGAACUUCUCAAAGAGUACAAAACAGAACGUCCUGUCAACUCUGCAGCCCUCAGCCCGAUUUUAGAUCAUGUAGUUCUUGGUGGUGGGCAAGAUGCUAUGGAAGUCACAACAACUUCAACCAGGCAGGGCAAGUUUGAUGCUCGUUUCUUCCAUUUAGUAUUUGAAGAGGAAUUUGGACGUGUCAAAGGUCAUUUUGGCCCCAUUAACAGUUUGGCAUUCCAUCCUGAUGGGAAAAGUUAUGCAUCUGGUGGUGAGGAUGGCUAUGUUCGUGUUCAGAGUUUCGAUCAGUCCUACUUUGACUACACAUUUGAUUACAACAGGGAUUGAAACAAGAAAUAAAAUAAAUACUAUUAAGUCUUGGUUCCAUGUACAGAUUGGAUGCUAGAGUCAUCGUGGUUAGUGGAUUUCUUAAAAGGUUAACAGUAAAGACAUCUUGAAUUAAACAAGUAUUUAGUAUUAUAAAGUGAUAUAGAAAUAUUUUACAUAAACAACAAUUAAUACCAUAUUAAUAUUGCUUUGUUGACUCUAGCACUAAAGUUGUAAUUUUUAAUAAAAUAUCAAUUAAAUGACA
Molecule: messenger RNA, 1345 nt
Organism: Chilo suppressalis (striped riceborer)
Lineage: Eukaryota; Metazoa; Arthropoda; Insecta; Lepidoptera; Crambidae
Source: the annotation of a GenBank genome assembly